Molecule: messenger RNA, 1509 nt
Organism: Lycium barbarum (goji berry)
Lineage: Eukaryota; Viridiplantae; Streptophyta; Magnoliopsida; Solanales; Solanaceae
Product: cytoplasmic 60S subunit biogenesis factor REI1 homolog 1-like
Exons: 5
Coding region: 110-1348 (412 amino acids)
Biological process (GO): ribosomal large subunit biogenesis
Cellular component (GO): preribosome, large subunit precursor
Molecular function (GO): zinc ion binding; nucleic acid binding
Source: RefSeq, a predicted model, not a curated record
CCUCACCUCCUUGAAGCAUUUUGUGAUACAAACAAACCCUCACACGCAGCUUAACUAUAUAUAUAUAAACCUACAACAAAGCUCGCUAUUUUUGAAUCACAAUAUUAAAAUGUCAGGAUUAACUUGUAAUGCUUGUGAUAAGGAAUUUGCUGAUGAUACUGAGCAAAAAUUCCAUUACAAAUCUGAAUGGCACCGUUACAAUCUUAAACGCAAGGUCGCGGGAGUUCCCGGAGUGAGAGAGACUAUUUUUCUAGCCAGACAGGCUGCACUUGCAGAAGAGAAGGAAAAGUUAAGUGAAACUCCAUUGCUGUAUGCCUGUGGUCUGUGUGGCAGAGAGUAUAGAAGCUCCAAGGCUCAUGCUCAGCAUCUGAAAUCUAAAAGUCACCUAACACGGGCUUCUCAACAACCAGGUCAUCAUGAUGAGAAUAGUGUUACAAUCAAGCCGCUUCUACGCCAUCCUCGAAAUGAAACUUCACGGAAGGCAAGAGAAGAUGUUGAGGAAAGUGAUGAAAGUGAGUGGGAGGAGAUUGAUCCAGAUGAAGAGAUGAUUGGUGAAGCCGCCGAUUCUUUAACAGACUUAAAGAUGAAUGAGCAUACAUCUAAUGACAAUAUGGAUGAAGAUAGUGAUGUUGAUGAAUACAUUGGAAACUUAGAUCCAUCAUGUUGCUUCAUGUGUGAUAAAGAACACAAGACCAUUGAGAGCUGCAUGGUUCACAUGCACAAGAAGCAUGGGUUCUUCAUACCUGAUGUUGAGUAUCUGAAGGAUCCCAAAGGUUUCCUGACUUACCUUAGUCUCAAGGUUAAAAGGGAUUUCAUGUGCUUGUAUUGCAACUACAGAUGUCAUCCUUUCAGCAGUUUAGAAGCAGUUCGGAAGCAUAUGGAAGCAAAGAGUCAUUGCAGAGUGCAUUAUGGUGAUGGCGAUGAUGAUGAAGAAGCUGAAUUAGAAGAGUUUUAUGACUAUAGCAGCAGCUUUGUGGAUGAAACUGGGAAACAGCUCAUUUUAUCGGAUGACACGGGCAAUAGUGUGGAACUUGGAAGUGGUGGAUCUGAGCUCAUAAUAACAACAAGAAAUGAUAAUGGAAGAUCUGUUAAGACUCUUGGAUCAAGAGAGUUUUUACGAUACUACCGACAGAAACUGAGGCCUACACGGACCAAUGAUGUGGCUAUAAGUGCUGCAGUUGCCGCAAGGUACCGAAGCAUGGGUCUCGCAACUGUGCAGUCCAAGGAGCAAAUGGUUAAGUUGAAGGUGUUGAAGGCCAUGAAUAAAUCUGGUGUGGAGAUUAUGCGCAGUAAGAUUGGCAUGAAAAGCAAUGUCAUCCGUAACCUCCCUAAGAAUAUACCAUAUUAGUCCUUUCCAAAGCUGAUAUUAGCCUUGUAAUAUUCUUGGAGAUCGUUUGGUACUUCUAUGGUUCCAACUUAUGUAAUUCCCCGUCAUAUUUAACUUUCUGGUUUGCGUUAUCAUAUAGAUUGUUUGGUAUUUCUAUAAAAGGGUGAAUUGAUUGAACCAAA